Messenger RNA from Colletotrichum phormii, 558 nucleotides. RefSeq lists its product as uncharacterized. The coding region runs from base 1 to 558 and encodes 185 amino acids. The record is from RefSeq and is a predicted model, not a curated record. The transcript has a single exon. NCBI's taxonomy places the organism in Eukaryota, Fungi, Ascomycota, Sordariomycetes, Glomerellales, Glomerellaceae.
AUGGCUGACUUUAGCCAAGAGGAACUGAAACUCUUCGCCACAGAGGUGAAUGGCGAGGUCUCAGAUCGCCCCAUGUGUGGUAUCAUCGACGUCAAAAUCCGAGGCUUCUACCAAACGAUCGACAACGGACACUGGAAUACGGCUGCAGAGUAUUUGAGAGAAGACGCCAAGCUCGUGGCGGAUCUAGCUAUGCCAGGUUCUAUCCACGAAAAUACGAACUCGGUCGUCGAUUACUACAGAGCUCGCUACUACAGACUGAAACGCACUGUGAUCAAGCUCUUGGUUAUCGACAGAGGCAGGGCUACCUGCUCUCUGGAGUCCUUCUGGCUGGUAGAUAAACAUCGCUGUGAUGUACCAGCCAUGAAGGCAACGACCCUCAUGCGGCAACGUGAAGUCUGUGUCAUUGACUUGGACGAGAAUCACCUUAUCAAACGAAUCGAGUAUCGAGACACAAGCGAACGUAUCAGCGUCACAAAGGGCAGUCGCAAGAAAAUGAAUCACGCUGUAGCGGAAUCUGAGAAGGAUGUCGUGGUCAUGAUGGAGCAUUUCGGAUAUUAA